Molecule: messenger RNA, 765 nt
Organism: Phytophthora sojae
Lineage: Eukaryota; Oomycota; Peronosporomycetes; Peronosporales; Peronosporaceae
Exons: 3
Coding region: 1-765 (254 amino acids)
Source: RefSeq, a predicted model, not a curated record
AUGUCCAACAGCGAGCGAGGAAUCAAAUUUCGCGAGCGACAGCGGGAACGAGAGGCCACACUAUCGCAGGAGACUGACAGGCUUCGCGACGAGAUCCAGCGCCUCCAGGUCUUACGGGAUCUGUGUGAAGCGAAGUCGCUUGCAUCAGAGUACUGCACUGCCGCUGUCCCGAUGAAGUUCAUCAUGGAGUACUUCCAGCAGUUCCGGAUAGGUCUGCACGUCCCCAACGCCCCUGCUACGCCGCAUACCAAGUUCGGAGGUAAACCCGCGGUCGAGAUGAUUCUGAGCAUCUGGGAACACUACUCCAGGUUCCAUACGUCUGUAAAGCUCGAGCUGGAGUCGGCCGACCUCAUCACUGGAAAGAACUGGUCAAGUGUCGCCGUGCGUGGCAUCCUGCACCUGCGCUACUCGCGACGCACCAUCCAGCACGUGUUCCCCAGCGCUAUCGGGGACGAGGAGCUCAUUCAGAAGCUGAUCAGCCGGCAACUGCACGUGCACUACAGGGCUCAGAUGCACUUCAACGCGUAUGGAAGGCUGGAGGGGUACGAGAUCACUCCAGCCUUUGUGGGGGCGUUGAUGGAGGUACUCGGCAGCAUUCGAGGCUGCGAAAGAAUGCUCGGUCGAGCGUUGAUUAAAGGGCACGUGCUAGGGGAGAAAGCAGAACAAUCCUCUCCAGGAUUGGACGUGUUACACCGUUCCGUGGAGCGUUUGCCAUUGGCUUCAUUUGUUGAAAAUCGCUGGGUAAAUUGGAUGUACUCCGUGUGA